Molecule: messenger RNA, 1819 nt
Organism: Colletotrichum godetiae
Lineage: Eukaryota; Fungi; Ascomycota; Sordariomycetes; Glomerellales; Glomerellaceae
Product: S-adenosyl-L-methionine-dependent methyltransferase
Exons: 5
Coding region: 256-1584 (442 amino acids)
Biological process (GO): methylation
Cellular component (GO): cytoplasm
Molecular function (GO): methyltransferase activity; nucleic acid binding
Source: RefSeq, a predicted model, not a curated record
GCACCAAAAAGGGAACUUUUCGACAUAUCGACAGGAUAUCCCGAGGCUUUUCAGAUAGGCCAGCCCAUCUAAGCGCAAAACCAAAGGGCAAGCAAAAAACGAGGGGCAUUUUUCACCCCGCGCUUGCGCUUGGAUUUUUUGACGGCUGCCCUCCCUCACUCACUUACCCAGUCGACCCAAGUGAGUCUCAUGAGAGAGGAACGGCGAACAACCCUCAACUAGACCACGACGGAGAACCCCAGAGACAUCUUCAAUAUGGAGUUCCUCGUCCGCUUCUCCCAGGCUCACGAGUCCUUUCGGCUCCCCGAGCUGCAGGCUCUCGCUGAUUUGGAGGGUAUCGACAUGAAGGUUGUCGAGUAUAGCCUAGACUCCCCCUUCUGCAUCAUCACCCUCCCCUCCCUCUCUCACGCCCCCCGCCUCGUCGCCCGCUCCCUCCUAACCCAAUCCAUCCACCUCCUCCUCGCCUCAGCCCCGACCCACGACGAAAUCCACCCCAUCCUCAAAUCCCAACUCGCCUCAGAAUCCCCAUCCUUCGACUGGUCCGCCGUCAGCACCUCAACCUUCAAAUUCUCCCUAGACACAUACCAAUCCUCCCGCCCCCACGCCUCCUUCGUCUCCCUCAUAAACGCCUACAAAUACCUCCCCCUCCACGGCGCAAUCGACCUCAAAACCCCCGCCCUCCACCUCACAAUCUUUGAAGACUGGGAUCUCCGCGGCACAGACGGUCCGAAACGCGUCCACCUGGCCCGCUUCCUCGCCACCGGCGCCCGCUCGCUGUCGCUGAAAUAUGACCUCAAGAAGAGGGGGUACAUCAGCACGACAUCAAUGGACUCUGAACUCGCCCUCGUGACAGCGAACCUCGCACACGCGGCGCCCGGAAAAUUAUUCUAUGAUCCCUUUGUCGGGACGGGGUCCUUCCCCGUUGCGUGUGCGCAUUUUGGAGCGCUUGGGUUCGGGAGCGAUAUCGAUGGGAGGGCGAUUCGCGGGAGUGGAGGGGAGAAGAGCGUGAAGGGUAACUUUGCGCAGUAUGGGCUCUCGGAGCGGAUGGGAGAGUUCUGGACGGCCGAUCUGACGAAUUCGCCGGUGCGGAGGGUGAGGUGGCUCGAUGGUAUUGUGUGCGAUCCGCCGUAUGGUGUAAGGGAGGGGUUGAGGGUCUUGGGAUGUCGGGAUCCGGAGAAGACGCCGUGGGUUGUUGAGGCUGGGAAGCAGCGGUAUAAGUCGGGAGACUUCAUCGCCCCCAAGAAGCCGUACAGCUUCCUCGCCAUGCUUGACGACAUCCUCGAGUUCGCCUCCGAGACCCUCGUCGACGGCGGCCGCCUCUCCUUCUGGAUGCCGACUGCCAACGACGAGGACCAGGAGAUCCCUACACCGCAACAUCCUCGCCUCGAUAUUGUUGCCACAUGCGUACAACCGUUCAACAAAUGGUCCCGUAGACUCAUUACAUACCGGCGCAUCCCCGAUAGCCAGGUAGACCCGGAAAGACUGACGGCCUACAAACGCACUUUCGUAGCGGGAACAACAGCAGAUGAGUUGAACCCCUUCCGACGGGGCUACUUCACAAAGUUUGAAAAAGAAGAAGCCUGAUAGAAGAAGAGACCAAGAAAGAAAAAGACAUGUACAGCAAAAAACCCAGCCCCUUCUUUGAUGAUGCCAUGACCGUUUGCCUGAUAAAAGAUAACAAUGAAAAUACUGUGCGUUUCUCUUUCUUCUGUACGUGUUUUGACCCCCUCCCCCUAAGUUCGCUAGCCUUGGAAUAUAUCCAUACUUAUACCCAAGGCAUACCAUGGCAUCGUCAUUUGAUAUCAUUUGCAAAAAAAAA